AUGAGUAUCGAAACUGGUGACACUGCAGACGUCUGGAAUGAAUCUGAAAAUCAAUACAUGAAUGCAGAAAUUCUUAAAAUCAAAACCUUUUCAGAUGGAACUCGCAAAUACUUCAUACACUUUAAUAAUAUUAAUAAAAGAUUUGAUGAUUGGGUAACAAUUGACAAAAUCGACAUGAAAUCACUGCAAAAGAAGCAAGCAAACAAACCCAAAUCAAGUGAUGCCCAAAAGAUUGAAGAAGAUCUAAAAUUCCUCGGAAAUUCGCGUAAUAUAGAGUAUUUAAGGAUGGGUGAUUAUCACUAUAAAUGUUGGUAUUUUUCACCAGUUCCUGAACCAUACUUUGAUCUAGAAACUCUUUAUUGCUGCGAAUUUUGUUUAAGAUUUUUCUCGACUCUCGAUGAAUACGAAGAUCACUGUUCAAGAUGUAAAUGGACACAUCCUCCAGGUGAUGAAAUUUACCGUCAUGGACACAUUUCCGCUUAUGAAAUAGAUGGAGGUGUUGCUUCUCGUUGGUGCACUAAUCUUUGCUUAAUCACAAAGUUCUUCCUCUUCCAUAAAAGUGCUUAUUAUGGAACAGAUGAGUUCCUUUUCUACGUUAUGUGCUUUAAUGAUACUCGUGGUGCUCAUCCAUGCGGCUUCUUUUCCAAGGAAAAGAGAGCAGAAUGUCAGAAUAACCUUUCCUGCAUCCUUUCAUUUCCAGCUUACCAGAAAACUGGUGUUGGUAGAUUUUUAAUACAACUUUCUUACGAAUUAUCAAAAAUCGAAAAAAGAACAGGUGGUCCCGAAACUCCAUUGAGUGAUCUCGGUCUUAUGGCUUACUCCAGCUACUGGAAAGCUGCUGUUCUUAAAUGCAUUGUUGAACAUGAAGGAGAGAAACUCUCUGUCGCAUCAAUUUCGGCAAUGACAGGAAUGACAGAAGCUGAUGUAAUGACUGGUGCCAGAAAAGGUGGCUACCUUGUCAAAGUUGAUGACAGAUCUCAAUGGGUUUUCGGCGCCACUAAAGAGCAAGUAAGGCAAUGGAGAGAAAAAGAAAGAAAGAGACUUAUCAAGCUUGAUCCGAAGAGUAUUAGAUGGUCUCCUUACCCUAGAAAGUGA
Trichomonas vaginalis G3 is the source of this 1095-nucleotide messenger RNA. Its product is annotated as histone acetyltransferase protein. Lineage: Eukaryota; Parabasalia; Trichomonadida; Trichomonadidae. The transcript has a single exon. Gene Ontology annotation, biological process: regulation of DNA-templated transcription. The coding region runs from base 1 to 1095 and encodes 364 amino acids. The record is from RefSeq and is a predicted model, not a curated record. Gene Ontology annotation, molecular function: histone acetyltransferase activity.